UGUUAUGGUGAUGAGAUUGUGUGUAGUAAACAAGAUGGAAAGUGAUUGUUACAGUGAUGAGAUUGUGUGUAGUAAACAAGAUGGAAGGUGAUUGAGUACAGUGAGUCACUGUAGCAUAUAUUUACUUCUUUUUUUGAUGACUAAAUCUUGAAUCAAUUUUACCAUCUACUACUAUUUUUUUUACAUUGCUAUAUGUGAUUCUUCAGGGACUGUUUUACUGGACCUAGAAGAGAAAGACUUGCCAGGAAUUGCUUACAGAAUUGUUGAGAACAUGGUCAUCACUGACCAGAUCAAGCCAGACCAGCGAGGGGCUGUCAUGAGGGCACUUUUACUUCGACACAGACAUGUCAAUGAGCGUAAUUUUGCUCCUUUUGGGCUAAGACGGAAUUAUUCUGGUUAUUCUAAUCUGUACUUAGCUGGUCAUGAUAAAUCCAAAUCGUCCCCAAAGAUCAUAUCAUCGAAUGGAAGUUUUACUUCUCAAGAUAUUCCAGUUGUAAAGGUUGCUCCUGUUGGUAAUUUUAGAUCUGCCUCAUCCGACACAGCCUUGCCAGUUGAUAAUGAUGAACAAAGCCAGAAACAGAGUGAGAUCAUGUUUCACAGUGUAUCCCAAGAAGACAUCCCGAAGCUAGACCAGAGCAUCUUACGGAGGAUACCAGAAGGUGCUGAAGCUACUAUUGUUCUAGUUGGAGCACUGGAUUUUCUUGAACAACCAACUAUAGCAUUUGUUAGACUUGCUGAAGGUCAGACUAUGCCCAAUUUGGUUGAGGUUUCCAUUCCAGUCCGUUUUGUAUUUGUUCUAUUGGGCCCUAUGGAUACAAGUCUGGAUUAUCAUGAGAUAGGCCGUUCUAUAUCAACUUUAAUGUCUAACAGGCAUUUUCAUGAGACUGCUUAUCAAGCUGAGGACAGAAAAGAUCUUCUUUGUGCUGUAAAUGAGUUCUUGGAUGACAGCAUUGUUCUUCCACCUGGAGAUUGGGAAAGAAAGUCUCUUCUUCCAUUCCAAGAGAUAAGACAGAGAAAUCAAGAGCUCAAGAAAAGGAAAAAGAAAGAACUAAAAGAGAGAGACACUAUUCCUGAGGAGAAGCCUCCACCUUAUGAUCCAUUGAGACGUUCUGGCCGCCUCUUUGGAGGAGUCUUGAAUGACAUUAAAAACCGGUUUCCAUACUAUCUGAGUGAUUUCUGUGAUGGUCUCAAUGCCCAGUGUCUAGCAUCUGCUAUAUUUAUUUAUUUUGCUGCUCUUUCUGGUGCUAUAACAUUUGGUGGUUUAAUGGGUAAGUGCAACUGACAUGUU
Molecule: messenger RNA, 1288 nt
Organism: Limulus polyphemus (Atlantic horseshoe crab)
Lineage: Eukaryota; Metazoa; Arthropoda; Merostomata; Xiphosura; Limulidae
Product: anion exchange protein 3-like
Exons: 6
Coding region: 272-1282 (336 amino acids)
Biological process (GO): regulation of intracellular pH; bicarbonate transport; monoatomic anion transport
Cellular component (GO): plasma membrane
Molecular function (GO): monoatomic anion transmembrane transporter activity; solute:inorganic anion antiporter activity
Source: RefSeq, a predicted model, not a curated record